AUGCCGCACCCUUGUCUACCCCUUCUACAGGAGCCGACUUACGUGAGUGGUGAGAGUGUGGACGAGCCGGAGGAGGAGACCAUCAGCCUGAGUGAGGAGGACGCCAAGGUGUGCUACGAGGAAUACCUCACACCUAGAGAACGAGGCGCGAGACUCACCUGUACCCCACCUGCCAUCUUCAUCUCCACGCCCGCGGAGACCGAGAUAGUCAUGGCCAUGGAUUCCUCGAGAUACCGCACCGGGAGGAGGGCGUCUGAGGUGUACAACGUCGCUUUUGACGAUGAAAUGCCCGAGGACACAAGCUUCGAGGGCUACAUGGUGCGAUACAGAGAACAGAUGAGUGCGGAGGAGAUUGAGGACAGCGGCUGGACUACUGUAGAGGAAGUCGCUCUGAAGAUAGAACGUGACAUUGCUGACGAGAUUUAUCUGGAGGAGGUGAAGAAGUCGUGUGUGAAACAGAAAAUGAGUCCUCGUAAGGCGGCGGUCCCCGCUUCCCCAAAGCGCACACCGAAAAAAUCAUUAGCAAAAGCUGCAAUAGAGUCACCGUUUAAAAAAUCCCCAAAGAAUUCCCCGAAGAAUUCACCCAGAAACUCUCCGCUGGUGACGAAGAAACUCCUGCCGGAGAUCGUGGAGUCGUCAGUGCAGCAGUACCGCCCCGUGUACCAGACGGAACUGGGUAACACCAACCUGGUGCCUAAACCUUACAGCCCGAAUUACUCAGUAAACACGACGACUAUUCGGUCCGUCAAGGUUCCUGUUGCUUGCCCACGAACUUUUUUCCAUGGGCCAGAGAUCACCAGCAGGGAGGAGGAAACUUCUAUGGCGAAGGAAUCAAAGGACACGAGAGGUAAAGUAAAGAAGACACAGAAGAACGUCCGGGAACCGCAGGAAGACGGAGUCAGAGAUGAGAUAAAAAGUCCAUCGAGUUCUUCAAUGAGGAACUUAGGAGACUCAGUGAACCCUGAAGAAAUAGAUGUUUCUAAAAGUGGAGACCAAGAGAAUAAACCCAAGUUGUCAAGUGAGAAGGAGAGGCCGGCCUCAACACCCAACUCACCAACUGGUUCCAACACCAACCAGGAAAACACCAAGUUAACAAGUCCUGAUGACAUGAUAGUGACGCGUGUGACGACAUUCACGACUUCAGAUGUUACCAACUCCUCCCAAGAGCCACAAGUCCAGCCGAAGCAACUCUCUUUUGACCUGGACCCUGAUGAGAGGGUGGCGCUAAGUUCACUCGAAGCUGCGGUGAUGGACGAUACAAAACCAUCACCGUUGCGGUACAGUUGUUCGAAUCGACCAUUUAAUUCCUUCGAUGAACUGGAGGCGAUGACGGACGAACCACCUGACCAACUGGACGACGCCAAAACAAACAACACAAAAGGAAGCAAAUCGUCAAGUGUUAGUGAGAUCAUUAAGGACCAAGACGAGGUGGACUGUGCUGAUGCUCUGACUGCCCUGGACGACACACUGGAAGACGGGCUGAACGACGACUUCCUGCCAGCGUACAUGGAGAGUGAUGGAGGGCACAUGGCAGACUCAGCCGUCAGCGUCAACACCCUCAGUCGAGAUUCACUUGGCGGGUUCCUCAACGAUGACAUACACAGCCUAAGAAGCUUUGUUGCACAGAAGAAUUUAGACGAAGAGAGUCCACCGCGGGAGCUUAAGAAGAAAGAAGAAAGUGUUGAGUUUAUGUUUGAAGAAGUUGAUGAUCAUCCCAUUAAAGUCGCGCCAGAAAAAGUCGUCGAGGAGAAGAAGAGGAGCAAGAUGUCUCCCAACUUCGGUAAGUUUACACAGAAAGUAUCAGACAAAAACAACGAAAACGAAGAGAAGACGAAGGCCAGUCUUUUCAACCCACGGAACAUCUUGUCGUUUGGAACAAAAGAUAAGAACAAAACUAAACCAAAGACUGCCGAGACUGACACCCCGAAGAACGAGGGCUGGUCAUCAGAGGCCAUCGAGGAUUACCUCCUGAAGAACACUCAGGAGGAGUCAGUGAGGCUGGGGCUCCUGAACGAGGAAGACGUCAUGAUACACAGAGCCAAGAGUGAUGGAAAUCUCAAAGUCCCCGACAGAAGGAAGAUCCCGGAGGUGAGGGUGAGUGACGAGCUGAUUCCCACGACCCCAGGAUCAGCCAGCAGGAAGAGACAGGCGCCCAACCCCCCGGGACGAAAAUCACCAUCGUGGAGGCCUCAGGACAUCGAGAACUACCUGCUGGAGCAUAAUAUGAACGAGAACCUCCGCUUGGGGCUUCUCUCCCAGGAAGACAUCGAGAUUUACGAGUGGAAGAGGGCGACAGUGACCUGUAACCUGACCUCCUGGUACCUGGUGGACGGCUUCCUGGUAGAGCUCGGGCAGGUGACUCCUCAACGCUGAUCACCUGUUGAUGUAGGUAAUCAUAGUAUGUCCCCCAUCUGCGACACCAGCUGGACGCGAGAGACCCUUAGGAAGAACAAGGUGAUCAGAAGCUCCACCUCUUCCUCCCUCUCCG
This is a messenger RNA of Homarus americanus (American lobster), 2488 nucleotides long. Its product is annotated as ataxin-2 homolog. NCBI's taxonomy places the organism in Eukaryota, Metazoa, Arthropoda, Malacostraca, Decapoda, Nephropidae. The coding region runs from base 1 to 2373 and encodes 790 amino acids. The record is from RefSeq and is a predicted model, not a curated record. The transcript has 3 exons.